Molecule: messenger RNA, 578 nt
Organism: Varanus komodoensis (Komodo dragon)
Lineage: Eukaryota; Metazoa; Chordata; Lepidosauria; Squamata; Varanidae
Gene: PDCD5
Product: programmed cell death 5
Exons: 6
Coding region: 47-421 (124 amino acids)
Cellular component (GO): cytosol; nucleus
Molecular function (GO): DNA binding
Source: RefSeq, a predicted model, not a curated record
CCCAGGGGAGGGGGCGGCCGCGGCGGUCUUUUCUUCUCCCUCAAAGAUGGCGGACGAGGAGUUGGAGGCGCUGCGCAAGCAGAGGCUGGCCGAGCUGCAGGUCAAGCAAGGGGAUCCUUCCAAUGAAAUUGCACAACAAGAAUCGAAACAGAGGGAGACAGAAAUGAGAAAUAACAUUUUGGCUCAAGUUCUAGAUCAAGCAGCUCGUGCCAGAUUAAGUAAUUUAGCACUUGUAAAGCCAGAAAAGGCAAAAGCGGUUGAGAAUUAUCUUAUACAGAUGGCAAGAUUUGGACAGCUAGGUGGAAAGGUAUCAGAUCAAGGGUUGAUAGAAAUACUUGAAAAAGUAAGUCAGCAAACUGAAAAGAAAACAACAGUAAAGUUCAACAGAAGAAGAGUAUUGGAUUCUGAUGAGGAUGAUUAAUGAGCGAAAUAGAAAGAUGGUGACCAACUGCGGAUCAUCUGAAGUAUGUCAAGGAAAGUAUGCUGUACCCAACAAGCAUAGACAAAGUUUACACAUUUUUAUAUAGAUGGAAACCAAAUUAUCUGCUGUCCUGUAUAAUAAAACAAAGUGGAAUGAU